Messenger RNA from Trichogramma pretiosum, 916 nucleotides. RefSeq names its product ribonuclease T2-like. Gene Ontology annotation, biological process: RNA catabolic process. Bases 1 to 870 code for a protein of 289 amino acids. The transcript is spliced from 2 exons. The record is from RefSeq and is a predicted model, not a curated record. Gene Ontology annotation, cellular component: extracellular region. Gene Ontology annotation, molecular function: ribonuclease T2 activity; RNA binding. NCBI's taxonomy places the organism in Eukaryota, Metazoa, Arthropoda, Insecta, Hymenoptera, Trichogrammatidae.
AUGGAUGUGUUGCAAAGUAACAGAAACGUGGAUUCUGAGACAUUGGUACUGGACAUUUUCAAAGUGGGGAAGAAUAAACCAAAAACAAAUGACAUUUUCUACGAGAAAACUUUUUACGAUUACCUUGUUUUGUCAUUAAUGUGGCCUCAAACCAAUUGUUAUUUCUACAAUUCUAAAGAUGCAGAUAAUAAAUUGAACGUAAAUCUGUUAACGCAACUGAUUGAGAAAGAUUGCAGUGUAUGUGACAUGCCAUCAAACAUAUACAAAUGGACAAUUCACGGCUUGUGGCCAAGUAAUGAUGCACUGUUAGAGCGUGAAAAAAAAGGAAAGAUAUAUUCUUGCCACAGCGAACACAAUACAUACACGACAGAGUCUAUAUCGCAUUUAGCGGAGGAUUUACGUAUUAACUGGAUUUCUUACAAUAAUCAGCAUUCUAGCAACAAUCUGCAACGGCAUGAGUGGAAGAAGCACGGUACUUGUACGAAAAGGAUCCAAAUGGACCGUCCACAUAGUUUCUUUCAAGAGACCAUAAAACUUUACCAUCAUCACGAUCCUAGUAAUUUACUAGAAGAUUUACUAAAAGAAAAGAGAGACGGAGAUUCAUACCAAAUUGAAGAUUUACGCAAUGUUCUAAAACAAAAACUAGCUACUCCCAGAUUCAUAUGUAUGAAAACGACGGAAAGCAACGGACAGCAAAAUCAAUACCUGUUAGAGAUACGUAUAUGCCUGGACAAAAUUAAUCUACAACCAAUUGAUUGCAGUAACAUAGAUCGAAAUAGAUGUGAUGAUACGAAGCCUGUUAUCUAUCUGGCGAAUAAGAGACCUUGCCCUGGCAAAAAACAUAUACGUCCCAAAGUACAUGGGAAAUAAGAAAGUAUCUAAUGUAUUUACUUGCGUGAUUUUAAUUCGGUAACGA